UUCCAGUUGAUCCUUUUUAAUCUCAAUAAAACGUUUAAAGGAACCAAAAGACGCCAAUCACGUCACAACAACAAUAAUGACCUUAUAUUACAAAAUGGGUCUAAAAUGGAUACAAGUACUGAUCUGGCAGAAAAGGAAGCAGAAGGAAUAUAUAGAGAAAAACAGGCAAAAUUAGAAAUGGAAAGGCAACGACUUUUACACAAUAAUCACAUUAUUGAAGAAGAAAAACAACGAAUUUUGUCUGCCUUAACGGAACGUGAACAAGAAUUAGAACGGGAGAGGCAAGAACAGCUUUCCCUUACAGCAAAAAUUAGACAAAUGCAAAGCAAAUUGCUUUCGGGAGAUGGAAAUUUACUUGAUAGAACGAGAAAACAGGAAACUUUGUUGGGGCAGAGGAGGGCUGAAUUGGCUGAACAAAGGAGAAGAGAAAGAGAAGUUUUGCAAAGAUUAGAAAUCCAAGAGUUAGAAACAGCAGAAAUUAAACAAAUAUUUGCUAGUUUACAACAAGAAGUUGAAGCAAAAAGGAGAAAAUUUCAAAAAUUAAAUAAUCGGUUACAACAAAUGCGUCUAGAAUUGCGUGACAAUGAAUUAACGAAUGCAAGUGAACGUCAAAAUUUGGAACAAACAGUUCUUGAAAUGAACAAAGAAUUGGCUUUAAAGUGGCUUAUCAUCGAUAAUUUCAUUCCUGUGAAUGUAGUCGAAAAUAUCAAAGAAAAGGCACAGUUUGAUGACAAUGAACAUCAAUGGAUUAUCAGAGAAGGCCCCUCUAAUCAACAAAAUUUUUUGUUGGAACGUCGGCGCUCUAUUCUUGUCGAAAACGAAGGUGGAGGGUUGGAAAGGCUAAAUCUCAAUAAUAGUCCUCAACAAAAUUUUAAUUCUCAUUUGAGAACAACAAUGGCUGAUUCUGGAUUGGGAAGUAGCAAUGGUUGUUCCUCAACCCAAGGGCCAUCCGAUGCUAGUUCUCAGGAGGACGGAGGUGUAAAUUCAAAUGAUGUUGUGGAUUUUGCCGAGCAAAGUACUUCUCAACACGAAAAUGCUUUUAUUUCCCCUGCAAGAUUAUUGAAAAGACCGAUGGCAUUUUUUGGAACAACCCGCCCUAUUUCCAAUUGGGAAAUGGUACUUCUUGGCAAACUCAAAAAUCAACUAACACGCUCAAAUUCAAAACAACAUUCUAGAUAUCCUCCAAAUAUUAAAAUGAGUCAAAUAUCUAAAAAUGGAGAAUUGCCAGAAUUUUUAAUUUAUGAUGAGGUUCUUCGUUCUUGUUCCCAAAAUUUGUUAACAUUCCAAUCCCUUUCCUCAUACGGCUCUCAAGUUAAUUCUAACUUGGAAGAGCAACAAAGGCCCCCUACAAGAUCAGGCAGAACAUCAAAACAACCAACCCCAAAUUCAAAAAUUCAAAGAUUUGUUGUAGAUACUUCCCGAAUUCCAAUACCUACCCAAAGAAGUGUUAGCAGAGAUAAUAUUAAUAAUGCAACGACAACAUUGUCUAGACCAAUGUCUGCUGCAAGCAGAAGAAGGGGUUCACUUGCGAGGGGUUCACAAUCUUCUUUAAUUAGUUCUGCUACUCUAAAGCUUUGCAAUAAUGCUCAAAAUAGUCAACAAAUUUCCAGCCCAGAAAAUUUAUUACUAAAUCAAAAUGGACAUUCCAAUAAUAAUUCAAAAAACUUGCGUGCCCGCAGCGUGUUCAGCAACAACAACAACAAUUUAAUUUUAAACAAAAACAACGAAAAAGGAAACAACAAAAGAAUGGCAGAAUCUGCCUCGAGUGCCUCCUCCUCUUUAGAAGGAAAAAUUGGAACAACAAUUGUACAAAGAGCCCCAAGCAGUCCAGCAAUUUCUGGACGUAUUCCAAUUCCCCUUCAACCAAAUUAUCCAAAAGCAAGAGGCCUUGUUGGAGGGGGAAUAAUUGGUGGGGGUGGAAGCAGAAAAUGAAUAAAUUGGAGGAGAAAAAAGAGAUUUGGGAAUAUUUUAAGGC
Molecule: messenger RNA, 1975 nt
Organism: Meloidogyne enterolobii
Lineage: Eukaryota; Metazoa; Nematoda; Chromadorea; Rhabditida; Meloidogynidae
Source: the annotation of a GenBank genome assembly